GUAAAAGUGUCAAUUCUGAAAACGCUUACCUAUACAACUGCGGUUUUUCCGCUGGGUGCUGAAAUUCAUUUUUUUUUGUUAAAAGGAUACAACCUCCCAAGUUCUCGUUUGUUUUGCACAAAUCCGCACGCAUGUGCCAAUUGAAUCUCAGUUUACGUAGUACGACCGACACACGCGGAAGAAGUCAGUGGUUUUAUUUGAUAAAUUUAAAGUAUGAAUUUUCAGGACCGCAGUUGUAAUGGGCAAACCGGUAAGGUAGGCGUUUUCAGAAUUGACUGAAGGUGACUGUUGUUGCUAGCAAAUCCCGCGACCGGUUAUCCAAACUCAACUAUAUAUAUAAAAAAAGGAGAGGAGUUGAGCGUUACUCAACUAUAGGCAAGGCUGUACAUUUCAAGAUGAAUGUAAAAUACACACAAUAGGCUGAAUGAACAGUUAGGUGAUUUCCAACAGUUGAAGUCCCGCAAUAAAAGAGACUAUAAUGUUUGUAACCUGUGGGUGACGCUGAGUAGGCCGGACCCAAGAUCCAGAGGUACUGACAGGUGUGACGAGGACGCUGAUCCAGUGGACCUGGUGCCAGUAAGGAUGGUCGUCACGGAGGCGAUAAGACCGUCCAGGAUAGAGAAAUCCUUCGACUUCACUGCCUUUUCAAUGCUCGGUGGUGAGGUGUAGUCAUGGACACCACCACCUCUCUGAAGAUGACCACUCUGGCCACCCAGAGCCUGUUCAGCUACGUUGAGGAGAACAACGUGCCGGCCAUAAAAGCCCACCUGGACAAGUUCAAGGAGGUGGACAGCAGGAGCGAGAAUGGUCAGACUCUCCUCAUGGUGACGUCAGAGCAGGGCAACAUAGAGAUGGUCCAGGAGCUCAUCAGGAGGGGAGCCAACGUCAACCUGGACGACGUGGACUGCUGGACGGCACUUAUCUCAGCGGCUAAGGAGGGCCAUGUGGAGGUGGUGAAGGAGCUGCUGGCCAACAACGCCAGCCUGGAGCACCGGGACAUGGGGGGAUGGAGUGCCCUCAUGUGGGCUUCCUAUAAGGGUCGUGUGGAGGUCACCCAGCUACUGCUGGAGAAGGGAGCUAUCCCCAACAUCACUGGCCAGUACAGCGUCUACCCCAUUAUCUGGGCGGCUGGACGAGGCCAUGCUGAUAUAGUGCAUCUCCUGAUUCAUCACGGAGCUAAAGUCAACUGCUCUGACAAGUAUGGCACUACCCCGUUGAUCUGGGCAGCCAGGAAGGGCCACUAUGACAGUGUGAUACACCUGCUGGUCAAUGGGGCCGAUGUGGACCAGGAGGGAGCGAAUUCCAUGACCGCUCUGAUCGUGGCUGUGCGGGGUGGUUUCAAUGAGGUGGUGAAGGAGCUUCUGAAGAGGAACCCCAACGUCAACAUGACAGACAAGGACGGCAACACGGCCCUGAUGAUCGCUGCCAAGGAGGGCUACACUGAGAUAGUCCAGGACCUCCUGGACGCUGGCACCUACGUCAACAUACCAGACAGGAGUGGGGAGACGGUGCUGAUCGGAGCAGUGCGAGGAGGCCAUGUGGAGAUCGUCAGAGCCCUUCUACACAAAUAUGCCGACAUUGACGUCAGGGGACAGGAUAGUAAGACUGCCCUCUACUGGGCAGUGGAGAAAGCGAACGCCACCAUGGUGAGAGACAUCCUCCAAUGCAACCCGGACACUGAGAGCUGCACCAAGGACGCAGAGACCCCUUUGAUCAAAGCCACCAAGAUGAGGAAAAUUGAGAUAGUGGAGCUGCUCCUGGACAGAGGGGCCAAGGUGGCUGCUGUGGACAAGAAAGGCGACACGGCCCUUCACAUUGCCAUCAGGGGGCGGAGCCGCAAGCUGGCUGAGCUCCUCCUGAGGAACCCGAAAGAUGGCCGCCUGCUCUACCGCCCCAACAAGGCCGGCGAGACGCCCUACAACAUCGACUGCACCCACCAGAAGAGCAUCCUCACUCAGAUCUUUGGAGCCAAGCACCUUUCUCCCUCUGAGUCCGACGGUGACAUGCUGGGUUAUGACCUGUACAGCAGUGCCCUGGCAGACAUCCUCAGUGAGCCCACCAUGCAGCCGCCCAUCUGUGUGGGCCUGUACGCCCAGUGGGGCAGCGGCAAGUCCUUCCUGCUCAAGAAGCUGGAGGAUGAGAUGAAGACAUUUGCAGGCCAGCAGAUUGAGCCUCUGUUCCAGUUCUCGUGGCUGGUGGUGCUCCUGUCCCUGCUGCUGUGUGGUUCUGUAGCUCUUGUCCUGGGCUUCACCGUCGACCCCCGCCUGGCCAUCGCCGUCUCCCUCAGCCUCCUCACCCUGCUCUACGUCUUCUUUGUGUUGGUGUACUUCGGGGGUCGUCGUGAGGGCGAGAACUGGAACUGGGCGUGGGUCCUCAGCACCCGUCUGGCCCGCCAGGUGGGCUACCUGGAGCUGCUGCUCAAACUCAUGUUUGUCAACCCCCCCGAGCUGCCAGAGCAGACGACCCGCGCCCUGCCUGUCAGGUUCUUGUUCACAGACUACAAUCGUCUGUCCAGUGUGGGAGGGGAGACCAGCCUGGCAGAGAUGAUAGCCACUCUGUCUGAUGCCUGUGAGAGGGAGUUUGGCUUCAUGGCCACCCGCCUCUUCAGGGUGUUCAAGAACGAGGAGAACCAAGGUAAGAAGUGGAAGAAGACUUGCUGCGUGCCCAGUUUCAUGCUGUUUGUCGUGACGCUGGGCUGCCUGAUCACAGCCAUGGCACUGCUGGCCAUCUUUAAGGUGCAGCGUGAGAACCUGACGGUGAACGCGGUGCUGAUCGCCAUGGCCAGCGUGGUGGGCCUGGCCCUCCUGUUGAACUGCAGGACCUGGUGGCAGGUGGCUGACUCCGUCCUCAACUCCCAGAGGAAGAGGCUGCACAGUGCCGCCAACAAGAUGCACAAGCUCAAGAGCGAGGGAUUCAUGAAGGUGUUGAAGCAUGAGGUGGAGCUGAUGUCCAAGAUGGCCAAGACCAUCGAUGGCUUCACCCAGAACCAGACCCGCAUGGCGGUCAUCAUUGACGGCCUGGAUGCCUGCGAACAGGACAGAGUGCUGCAGAUGCUCGACACGGUGAGGGUGCUGUUCUCCAAAGGCCCCUUCAUCUCCAUCUUUGCCAGCGACCCCCACAUCAUCAUCAAGGCCAUCAACCAGAACCUGAACAGCGUGCUCAGGGACUCCAACAUCAACGGCCACGACUACAUGAGGAACAUCGUCCACCUGCCUGUUUUCCUCAACAGCCGGGGGCUAAGCACGACCAGGAAGCUGUGCACGGCCGACCCAACCUCCAACGGAGACCUGACCAACCCUGAGGGAUGGCACGAGGAGAUGGACAGGAACCUGUCCUCCAACAGUCUGGGGGAUCAGGCCAAGUUUGGCAGCAAGACGGCCCUCAACCGCAGGGACACGUACCGCAGGAGGCAGAUGCAGAGGACGGUUACCAGACAGAUGUCCUUUGACCUGACCAAGCUGCUGGUCACCGAGGACUGGUUCAGUGACAUCAGCCCCCAGACGAUGAGGAGGCUCCUGAACAUCGUCUCUGUCACAGGACGUCUGCUGAGGGCCAAUCAGAUCAUCUUUAACUGGGACCGUCUGGCGUCGUGGAUCAACCUGACAGAGGAGUGGCCCUACAGGACCUCCUGGCUCAUCCUCUUCCUGGAGGAGACCGACGGCAUCUCAGACCAGGUCCCCCUGAAGACCAUCUAUGAGAGAAUCUCCAAAAACAUCCCCACCACCAAAGACAUAGAGCCCCUGCUGGAGAUCGACGGGGACAUCCGUAGCUUCGAGGUGUUCCUGUCCUCUAGGACGCCCGUCCUCACGGCGCGCGACGUGGAGAUGUUCCUCCCCUGCACCGUCAACCUGGACCCCAAACUCCGGGAGAUCAUCGCAGAUGUUCGUGCUGCCAGGGAGCAGAUGCACAUUGGAGGAGUGACCUAUCCCACGCUGCCCCUGCAGGACGUCCCAGCCCGCGCCUCUUCUGCCUUCGGCCAGCACUUGGCCGCCUGCUCCCCCACGGGCUCCUUCACUGGCUCCCUGCCCCCCCCUGGGCUAGUGCCCUCCCAGCCCCACAGCAGUUACUACAGCAUGCCCGCCCCGCAGCACCCCUUCUACACCCGGCCUUAUUUCCCCCAUCAUGAGUAUCACCUACCCCGGCAUCAAUACAGCUCCCGUCCUCACCCUGCCCCGUCCCAGUCACGCCCCUCCAUUAAAGCAGGCUACCCCAGGGACCCCAAUGGACUUGGUUCUGGCUCCGGGGUACCAGGCGCCCCUGUGGUACUCCUCAGCUCUCUGAACACGGACGUGGUGUGUGAGCUCGUCACACACAUCGACGGCAUGGACCCUUGCAUGCUGGCCCAGUACACCGCCACCAUCAAGAAGGCCAAUGUGAAUGGCCGGGUGCUGUCUCAAUGCAACCUGGAAGAGCUGAAGAAAGAGAUGAACAUGAACUUCGGCGACUGGCAACUCUUCAGAGGCAUGGUGAUGGAGCAGCGUCACGGAGAGAGCCAGGCCCUGCAGGAUGAGUCUCAUGCGGCCAGCGAGCAGGGCAGCAGCGUAGUCAACGUGGAGACGGCCAGGCACCAGGGAGCUCCCCACGAGGUGGGCAGCUACAGCUUCAACCUCAGCUUCGAGGAGCUGAGUAACGCAGGCCUGGGUCUGGAGGAGCCCCCGAGACCCACUCAGCACUGGCCCGUGGCGGCCACCCACCGCACCCCCAGCAUGUCCAGCCUCAACUCCCAGGAGUCGUCCAACGAUAUCUGCAAGCUGACGGACAAGCAGCAGGCAGAGUACCGUGACGCCUACCGCGAGUACAUCACCCAGAUGACCCAGCUGGACGUGGCCGGAAGCGGGGGAGAGAAGCCCGUCCAGCCCCACCCGGGCCAGUUCCUCCAGAGCCGAGAGGCCCGAGACCCAGAGGAAAAGGCCAAAGACGGGGCAGAGCAGGAGGGACGCAAGCCCUCUUUCUCCACCAAGAGAUGUGCUAAAGCUACGGAUGCGGUCGAUACAGAUGCCCCCCUGGACCCCAUCAGCGAAGAGGACGAGAAGAUGUAUUCCAGCUCCUCCAAAGCAGGGGGCUCCAAGGUGAAGGGAGCAGGGCCUCGAUACCACAAAGUCCCCAGUGACGAGGAGUCAGGGCGGGAGGAGUCAGACAACACCCCUCUGCUCAAGGAAGAAGGGAAGGAGGGGGGCGCCCAAGCGACAUCCGACAUUGUCCAGGACAAGAAGGACUCGUCUGACUCUGGGCUGAGGUCUGGUGAGAGCUCCUCGGACCACUCCCUAGAGGAAGCUGAAGAGGUUAAUAAAGCAGACCUGAUAGAGCUGGAGCUAGAAGGUCUGGUAAAGAAGAGGGGCCUGCUGUCCAGCAGUCUGAGUGGACUCGAGGAUUCCACCAUCGCCCGCAUGUCCAUCUGCUCCGAGGCCCCGUCCGAGGGCAGCCUAAUGGCCUCCAGCCCCGACGAAACCUGGUUCCCCGCCAGCUUGUCCAUGAGCAACCUCAACCACGACUCCAACACCACCACACUCAACAACAACAGCAGCAACAACGCUGCCACCACCAACACCACCCCAGGCUCCAUUACUGCCUCAACCACGGGGCCCGUCCACAACCAGAACCUGCGUGGGAUCAUCCUCAAGAGGGCCCUGAGCACCGAGGGGGCCCUCGAGGGAUGCACAGGGGCCCCUGAUGCCAUUAUUCUGGAGGAUGAGAGGGAGAGUGUCCUGUGAGAGUGUCCUGGGAGAGUUUCCAGGCCUUUGAGGUCCCAUAGACGUUGCUUGAUGUGCUUCUGAAAAAUAAAGGUACUUACAAAUCUGCUACAUUGAUAUAGAUGCAAAUAAAAACAGGCCUAUUAAUCUGCAAAUUACUUUUUUAAAUACUGAAGGUUGUUAGAAAAUUUGAGAGAAAAUGUUACAGCAUUCAACCAAAAUAAGCAUGGAUUAAAACGAAGGAGAUCACCUUGUUUGCCAACCAUAAAAAUAUGAAAUAAUGUGGGUUGAUAAAUUAAUGUCCUGGCUUGUAGACAAACCGAAAAUACAUCAAGAACUCCGGAUACAUUUUGUGAAAUAAUUUGAAAGUUAAUAAUGACAGACUAAUAUGGAAUAAGUCCAAUUUAAAUGUCCCUGUAAUGCAGUUAGGUGUUGUGCUGUCAUGUUAGUUUUUGCUGUUGGAAAAAGGUAGUGAAUUGUGGAGUGAUGUGAUUGUGGAUCCGUAUGAAUGUUGUGUUUUGGCGUGGUGUUGGUGCGAUGUUGUAUACUGUACUUCAUUAUAGGUUACUUAAAAAUCAGAAUUGGCUUUGUGCUUAAACUACAUUUUCCUUAAUUGUAGUUAUCAAGUAGGCUACCAGUGAAAAUGUGCCAUGUUCAAACAUGAGUUAAUUGGUGUAGUAUUGCUGUGAAUUCAUGUGACUGAAAGGUCUUUUUUUCCCAAACAAUCUGCUGUUUUGUGCUGUAAUUAUAGAUUUAAAAUCUAUGAACAGUGUGGUAAACUACUGUUUCUGUGGUAUGAAAAAGUGUGUUCCAUGCACUACUGAUAUGUCUCAGGGUCUGAGCCUUUUUCAGAGUGCAAUGUCAAACCAUGUUUGUGAAAAAAUAAACAUCUUGGCUGUCA
Messenger RNA from Oncorhynchus gorbuscha (pink salmon), 6591 nucleotides. It is a transcript of the gene kidins220a, whose product is annotated as kinase D-interacting substrate 220a. The record is from RefSeq and is a predicted model, not a curated record. The transcript is spliced from 31 exons. Gene Ontology annotation, molecular function: protein binding. The coding region runs from base 672 to 5711 and encodes 1679 amino acids. Lineage: Eukaryota; Metazoa; Chordata; Actinopteri; Salmoniformes; Salmonidae.